Cyclopterus lumpus (lumpfish) is the source of this 2931-nucleotide messenger RNA. RefSeq names its product toll-like receptor 1 (gene tlr1). NCBI's taxonomy places the organism in Eukaryota, Metazoa, Chordata, Actinopteri, Perciformes, Cyclopteridae. Gene Ontology annotation, biological process: immune response; inflammatory response; toll-like receptor signaling pathway. The coding region runs from base 254 to 2650 and encodes 798 amino acids. The transcript has 2 exons. Gene Ontology annotation, molecular function: protein binding; transmembrane signaling receptor activity. Gene Ontology annotation, cellular component: membrane. The record is from RefSeq and is a predicted model, not a curated record.
AGGAUGUACGAGAGGAAGACAGGAUUGGUAUGACAGUUGCUUUCAUUUCCAUUUCUGUAUCCUCUUAGCGAGGUUAUUUAGUGUCAGGUUGUGUCAGAAAAACUAAAGCAACAGAAGAAGCCAACUGCUGAUUAGACAACAAGAGACUUAAGCUGGCUAAUUGUGUUUUAAUCGGACUGCUCUUGAUUGUUAGUGAACCAUUCUGCCUUUUAGUCACCAUUAACAAAAAAAGUUCAUCUGACCUCAACUAACAAUGAGGCCUAUGAUCGCUGCCCUCUUGGCGGCAGCCAUGUUGAUGGGACUCCAGCCAAGUGCUUCAUCCCCUGACAGCAUUGUGGACCGCUCCUCCAGAAACCUCUCCUCUGUCCCAAGAGACCUGCAAAAGAUGGCUGAGCUUUUAGACCUUUCAUGCAACCACAUACAGCAACUUCACCGAGGAGACUUCCAGAACACCACACUCCUGAGGUUCCUCAACGUUUCAUGGAAUAGUUUGGAGGACAUCAAUCCAGAGACGUUCCUCGACACGCCACUCCUGGAGGAUCUAGACCUGUCCCACAACAGACUGAGGAACUUGUCGGGUCAGCGGUACCUGCUCCACACAGAGAACCUUCUGGUGCUAAAUUUAGUCUGCAACAACUUUCUCACAAUGACACUUGGCAGUGAGUUCAGAUCUCUGGUAAAACUGGAGAGAUUGUCUCUUGGAGCAAAAAACAUCAGUACCAGUGAUUUCCUGACUAUUAAUGAAGUGAAACUGCGUAUACUUACCCUUUCCCUGGAGAAUCAACAGGGUUAUAGAGCAGGUAGUCUGCAGGAUGUCCAUGCUCAAAAGCUUCAGAUAGCCUUCACAAGUUAUCAAAUAUUAAACCAUUAUCUGGUUUCUGAUGCACUGUCCCACUUUGCUGUAGUGGAGUUGAUGGAUUUGACUGGUGGCUACAAAGACCUGAGUAAGCAGUUGAGCGAGAGAGUAGAAAUCCUCACAUCUCAUCUUUAUCUCACCAACAUAUCAAUCGACUGGAAAGACUUUACUGACUUUGCAAGUGUGGUCCUGCAUACAUCAGUCACUCAUGUGAGGGUCUCUGAUGUGGCUUUGCACAAACCACCUCAGAAAGACACUGACGUGACCCAGAUAUCUCAAAUGAAGUCCUUCACAGCCAGUAGGGUGGUGGUAAAGUAUUUCUUCUUUUCACAGGAAGCCGUUUACAACUUUUUUAUCAACAUGCCGGUGGAGAGUUUAGCAAUCGUUGAGACUUCAAUGAUACACAUGACAUGUCCAAAGUUGCACAGUCCUAUCCUCCAGCUGGACUUCUCCAACUGCGCCCUAUCUGACUCCAUCUUCUCCAGAGUGGAAGGUCAAGAAAGUCUUGAGUGUGAGAAUCUGGAUAAUGUGAGGAAAUUGAUUCUGUUUGGCAACAAUUUCAAGAGGCUUCAGAUCGUGAGCAAACGGGUGCAAUUCAUGAAGUCACUGCAACAUCUGGACCUCAGCAUCAACUCCCUGGUUUAUGAUGGUCUCGGAGAAUGUGCCUGGCCACCAAACAUCACCAAUAUUACUCUGUCUUAUAAUGGUCUGACAGCUUCCGUUUUUAAAUGUCUACCAAAAGGAACGGAGACACUGGACCUCCAGAACAACCAGGUUUCUGUGAUACCGUCGUCCAUCUUAAAAAUGGAAAACCUUACAUGUCUGAAUCUAAAUGCUAACAGGCUGCAGGACCUUCCAGUAUGCAACGGCUUCCCCAUUCUGAAUAAGCUUCUGCUCAAGUCCAAUUCCCUCAAUGCACCAUCUGUGAAGAAGCUGGAAAGCUGCCCCAAACUGGAAACUAUGGAUGUCAGCAAGAACCCCUUCACCUGCACCUGUGCUCUGAGGAGUUUCAUAAGACUUGGCAUCGAGUCUGGAAAGAAGACAGGAAUUGAAUUGUUGAGCUGGCCAUUAGACUAUUACUGCACUUACCCAGAGGCUGUUAGAGACAUCCCCUUGAAAGACAUCUCCAUCCCAGAGGUCUCCUGUAAUAUUGGCCUCCUAGCUACCACCAUCUUGUGCCCAGCAUUGAUAGUAAUUAUCGCAGUUGUGACUCUGUGCCAUCAUUUGGAUGUCCCCUGGUAUAUGGGCAUGAUCUGGCAGUGGACCAGAGCCAAACAUCGUGCCAGAAUGCGUCAAAUUCGACCUGAAGAUCUGUUGGGUGUCGAGUUUCAUGCGUUUGUGUCCUAUAGCCAGCAUGACGCGGACUGGGUGCAGAACUCCCUCCUCCCAAACCUGGAAGGUGGCGCAGGAGGGCUCAGAAUCUGUUGCCAUGUUAACAACUUUGUGCCGGGAAAGACAAUAAUUGAGAACAUAAUCGCCUGUGUGGAGAAGAGCCGACGCUCCGUGUUUGUGCUUUCUGCUCACUUCGUCAAGAGCGAGUGGUGCCAUUAUGAGCUGUACUUUGCCAGCCACCAACGCCUUGCUUGGGGCACAGACAGCAUUGUGCUGGUACUGCUCGAGCCUCUGCCUCAAUACCUGAUCCCAUCCAAGUACUACCAGCUGAAGUCCAUGAUGGGCCGGCACACAUACUUGGAGUGGCCUCAGGACAGGGCCAAACACAGGCUGUUUUGGGCUAAUCUCAGGGCUGCGCUACAGGCAGACCUGCCAAAUGCACCAGUGACAGAACUAGAGUGAGUUUGGAAGGCUGAAAGUAAGUGUGAAGAGGAUGUGUGAAUUGGUCUGAAGUGAAAUAGGGAACAGAAGUAAAAACGUGGAUGCUCUGGAGUGAAAAAGAAGUGAACAUUUUCCAGUAUUCAAUCUUGUACAAUGAGCUGAAGAUAAACUGACUUAUUGUAAGCGUGUAAGAUAUAAAUCAUUUAGCAAUUCAUUAAAACAUUGAAAGGACAUUUAAUGGAAACAUUUAUAUAAACGCUUCAAGUUUGUAACAAAAACAAUAAACUUGACUUCAGAAUAUC